AUGAAAUUCCAGAAGCAGCUCCAGUGGCAGCUGGUGCCGGAAUGGCGGGAUUCCUACUGCGAUUACAAGGAUCUCAAGAAGGAGCUCCGCAAGAUCAAGCGCUCCGGUCCGGCACGGCGAUCUUGGAUGCCAGGUUACCUCCUUGGCAGGCGCCGCAGGAAGAUCGAAAUUGUUGUGCAUUCGCGGGGCGGCCAUGCGGCAUUUGAGACGGAGCUGGAUUCCGCCGCUAGCGAGAAUGAGCGAGCAUUUUUCCGGGCGCUCGAUUUGCAGCUCGGCAUUGUCAAUGGUUUCUAUAUCGCCAGGGAAGGAGAACUCGAAUCGAGAGCGCGUAUGCUACUACUCCAGCUCGAGAAUGAUCACCACUCAGUUACUGGAGAUGCGCGGAAGUCGAGCUCUCUUUGCAAUGCGGUGGCCGAUCUUUGCAGACAACUUUCUCUUCUACGUAACUACAGGUCCGGAUUGAUCAGGAAUUCGCGAAUGCUGAUCUUUGGUGUGUUGGCUGCAGCACGCUAA
Selaginella moellendorffii is the source of this 513-nucleotide messenger RNA. Its product is annotated as phosphate transporter PHO1 homolog 1-like. The record is from RefSeq and is a predicted model, not a curated record. Gene Ontology annotation, molecular function: inositol hexakisphosphate binding. Lineage: Eukaryota; Viridiplantae; Streptophyta; Lycopodiopsida; Selaginellales; Selaginellaceae. The coding region runs from base 1 to 513 and encodes 170 amino acids. Gene Ontology annotation, cellular component: plasma membrane; cytoplasm; Golgi apparatus. Gene Ontology annotation, biological process: phosphate ion transport; cellular response to phosphate starvation. The transcript is spliced from 3 exons.